Tyto alba (common barn owl) is the source of this 7640-nucleotide messenger RNA. RefSeq names its product interphotoreceptor matrix proteoglycan 2 (gene IMPG2). The record is from RefSeq and is a predicted model, not a curated record. The transcript is spliced from 21 exons. Bases 798 to 5108 code for a protein of 1436 amino acids. Gene Ontology annotation, molecular function: hyaluronic acid binding; heparin binding. Lineage: Eukaryota; Metazoa; Chordata; Aves; Strigiformes; Tytonidae. Gene Ontology annotation, biological process: visual perception.
UGCUCAUGUCAGAUAAUACCUGAACAGAGAUGAAAGAAUCCCAACUUGCCCUGGGUUUAUCUCUGGGGGAAGCACCACUGCUGGGAUGCAAGGGACAGUGGUGUAACGCAACAAGAUUUUAUCCUUUAGCACAGACUCAUGCAGCAGGGCUGUAUUAGCUCUGUCACCAGAAAAAACCAGUCCUACAGAACGGUUGUUCUGGUGGUAUCUACAUAUGCCAUUGGUGUUUAAGUGAGUCAGUGCAUUUUUAGGUAUGUGUAUUUGUACAAGCGGAAGACAAAACACGCUGACACCUUCCAGUGGAGACUAGUGUGCUCCCUUAGAUGUUUUUUGGUCAGCAUGAUUUUAAAAAAGGGCAGAAAUUGAAGGGCCAGUGAACAAACAUGGUUAAUUAAAUGUGAAAGGUGCUGUCCUUGUUUGGACUGUCUGUUAAUGGUAUGACAAGCUCUGGUAAAGAGCUUAGCUGGCCAGAUUAAAAUUAAAAAAUUGUCUCAGUCCAUCUGCUAGCUCCAAGGAAUUUACUUCCAUCACCUUUUCUUGUUUCUUCAUUAAAGCAGAAUACUGUCUUUGAAAAGAACAUUCCCGGGAUGUCUUGUUUGACUUUUUUUGCCUAAUGUUUUUUCCAAAGAUAAUCAUAUGUGACGUCAAGAUAUUUUCAAGAAGGGCAAUGCUCUUGGUUGGUUCAAGGAUACGUUAAAGACAACAGCUCUGUUGCUAAAGGGGAUUUUCUUUUUUUUUUUUUUUUUAUUUUCCUUGCAUAUUUUUUUGUUUUAGUUUUUUUUUUGCCACAGAUAAGUAUGUUUGGCUCCAUUUGGAAAAUUCUUCUUUGCCUUCUGGUUUUGGGAAUGAUUAAAGGUGGUCUUCAAAUAGUUGCAGCAGAAGGUACUUCAGCUACAGAAAGAGGACAGGCUAAAGGUGGUUCGCUAACCCCUCAGCUCAGUGGCUGGCAGUUGGCAAACCCUCCUCUGCCUCUUGAGUUGAAAAAGCUUAAUGGCAUCGUGGAGGCUGAACAGGUCAACAAGCCUUUGCUGUUACGAAGGAAGCGGUCCAUUCUGUUUCCCACUGGAAUUAAGAUCUGCCCUGAUGAAUCUGUUGAGCAGGCUAUUGCCAGCCAUCUGAAAUAUUUCAAGCUCAGAGUGUGUCAGGAAACAGUCUGGGAGGUCUUCAAGAUAUUCUGGGAGAGACUGCCAGAGCAUGAAGAAUAUCACGCCUGGAUGAGCCUGUGUGAGGAAGGAAAGAUGAGUAUCUUUGAAAUAGGCACGAACUUCAGUCAGUCUGAGGAGCACCAGAGUCUGAUUGUGAAGAAACAGUCCUAUAUGAAGGAAACAAUGGGCAGCUCCUGUGCUGAUUGGUCAUGUGGCCAAGGUGGUCCAGGGCAUCACUCCUGCAGCAGUAGUGGGACUCCAACUCCAGCUUCAGAUGCUGAUGUUACGACAUUGAGAGAUGCAGCUGCCAUUGUUCCUCCCCCUCAUGAGAUCUCCAUUGAGAGUCCUGUGCAUGGUAGUGUCCAUGAGAUUGAAGAUGCAGACAUUACUAUCAAUAAUGAGAUAAAGAAGGAGGAUGAGAAGCUAGUGAGACCUGUAACUGAGCAGAUGAUCGAGUUCCGCAUUUUGAUUGCUGGUGAAAAGUACAGUGAGGAACUGAGCGACCCAGCUGCUGUGAAGCAUCAGCUGCUCUCUGCACAAUUCAUUCCUCAGAUUGAAAGUGUAUUUGAAGGACUACCGGGAUACAAAAGCAUCCAUGUGCUGGAUUACAGCUCUCCUGAGGAGGACAGUGGGGUGGAAGUUCACUGUGCUGUCACAUUUGAUGGAAAAGCCAUCAGCAAUGCCACCUGGGACCUGAUUAACCUUCAUUCCAACAAGGUGGAGGACAACUCCUUUAUGGGCAUAGAGGAUAAUCCAACAGCUGUCUACACCAUCAGUGAUUUCCGAGAUUAUAUUGCUGAAAUCCUCCAGAAAAAUGCCCUGCUUGAAAACAAUUCCUUGACUUUAGACUUUAACUCUCUCCAAUUUACUGAUGUGAAAGAAAUACUGCACCUUACACCAGAAGACCCAUCCUGGAUUACUGAGCAUCCAGUUGUGCUGCAGCACCCAGAGUUUGAUGACAGCACCUUUUUAGCUGAACGGCCUUCGGCAGAUGAGUCAACUGUCAGCAAUACCUUGCCCUUUGAUUUCACCAAACCAGAUUCUACUUCAGAUAGUGAACAGUCCAACGACAAUGGAAUCCGGCCAAGACCAGAAAAUCUGGACUCCGAGGCCAGUUUGGCAGCCGAAGCUCUGCUCUUCUCAGAGGCUGAUGUCACUUCUUUGCCCGAUGGGCUGAAUUUAGAGGAUGGGAAUUGGACUCCUCAUUUGGUCACUGCACCAGUGUUAGGGCAUGAUUCCGUGGACUCUCUGGAAUGGAUUUCAGCCCCAAAUUCCUUAGAUGUGUUUGAAGAUAAUGAACUAUCUGAAAACCUUUUGCCUUCAAGUCCUCCUCACCUCGUGCCUGAAGAACUUCCAGCUCCAGAUGAUUAUGGAGUUCCUCUGCUUUCUGCACCAACAGUGGCCUCUUCAACAGUCACAGAGAAUGAUAUUAAAGAAACAGCAUCUGCUGAGAAGGAAGAAGUAACUCCGGGUAGUCCUGCAGGCAGUAAUGAUGCAGACUCUGUGUUGCAUGAGUCUGUGGAAGAAAUUCCUUUUCCCUUAGAAGUACACCCCGUGGAAGAUGAAACUCAUAUAUAUCUUGGAGAUAGAGUUAUAUAUGAUGAUGGGUCUGGUUCAGCUUUUGAUGGUUCAGGAAAAGAAACGGAAUCAAGCAAUUGGCCUUGGGAAGAUGCAACACUCGAACCAGUUUUAUACCCUGGUCCUGAUGGCUGGCUUGAAGAUGACAAUGAGUCUUUGUUAAUCAGAACUAAGGACAUUCCUGAAGGCAUGGUCUUAGACUAUAUUCUUAACUCUAAGAGUAAAUUAGAUAAUGAUCCUUCCAAAGAUGAGAAUGAAGGUAUGGCCAAUAUAAAAGAAGAUUUCCUCGAUGAGUCUGAAAUAUUUGUCCUUCCAGAGACUGCAACUCAGCGGGUACCUCUGUUACAGACAGAAGAGCCAUCAUCUGUGGAGCCAUCUACACAGACAGAAAUAUUCAGCACAUAUGAUUCUUCAUUUGUUAAACCAUCACUGGUUUUAGAGCCUUCAGUGGACCAUUCCUUUGUAGACAUGCCAACCGGAGAGAUCCCUGUCUCACCACACAGUACAGGUCUGUCUGUGGAAGGCAGUCUCCUUACAUCUACAGGGACCAUCAGUAUGGAGCAGCCCACAGAGUCCAGUGUAGGUCAGAACAUCAUUUCUGAAGCAGUUGACCACCAAACUGAAGACAGGACAAUGGUAGAAGAACUAUUCACAGUGGAGCAGCCAGGUGUAACUGAAGAUGCUAUGAUAGGCCACUGGGACACAAGCUCUUCAGAAACUAUUCUGACUGCAGAACCUUCCACGGUGCACCCUGAUGCUUCCGUGGUGUACCCUGAUGCUUCCACAGAAGAGCAGCAAACCCUAGAUUCAUCGUUGGCAGGCCAAGACACUACUGGAUCAGCAGUGAUGAAACCAGCUGAUGGUUGGCCCACUGACAGAGUACUAGGUAACUCAUUAGAUGAGACAGUGCAAUCAGCAAUGCCAACUGCUACUCAAGUUUCAACUGCAGUUCCUUCUGUAAUGGAUCAGACCACUGUUCUAGAGGCCUUUGCUGGUCAGGGGGGUACAGAUCACGACACACAUGUUUCCAUGAGCUUCAGCACUGUCAUGAACUCUUAUGUAACAGUGAGUGCAACAACAAGCACUGCUGAGCUUCCAUCCCAUCUCCCUCCUGUGGGAUCCACGGCGUCAUCGUCUGUGGCUGCCUCAACAAAUGUGGGAGAAGAAACGACGAGCGACUUGGGUGUUUCAGUGGACCUGGAUCGUGUGAGCACUGUCCACUCCUCUCCUGAGCUGCCUGAGGAGGGAAGGAGCAUGACUGAAAGUCACGUGGAGCUAACAACUCGUGUCCAGUCCACAGAGAUGGCCAGUCUGGCUUGGGCCACACAUGAAAAUCGCAGUAAUACUCUUGUCCCGUCAUGGGCUCUAGUUGUGUUUUUCAGUCUUCGGGUCACCAACAUGAUGUUUUCAGAGGACCUGUUUAAUAAAAACUCUCCUGAAUACAAAGCGUUGGAGCAGCGAUUCCUGGAACUGCUGGUGCCCUACCUCCAGUCAAAUCUGACAGGCUUCCAGAAUUUGGAAAUCCUGAACUUCAGAAAUGGCAGCAUCGUGGUGAACAGUCGAAUGAAAUUUGCCAAACCUGUGCCUCGGAACGUCACCAAUGCUGUGUACGUGAUCCUGGAAGACUUCUGCAACACUGCAUAUCACACCAUGAACCUGGCCAUCGAUAAAUACUCCCUAGAUGUGGAAUCGGGUGAGCAAGCAGAUCCCUGCAAGUUCCAGGCCUGCAAUGAGUUCUCAGAAUGCUUAGUAAAUCGCUGGAGUGGGGAAGCCGAGUGCGUCUGCAACCCUGGGUACCUGAGCAUCGACGGGCUGCCGUGCAGUAGCAUCUGUGAUCUGCAGCCAAACUUUUGCCUCAACGACGGGAAGUGCGACAUCAGCCCUGGGCAAGGGGCCAUCUGUAGGUGUCGUGUGGGAGAGAACUGGUGGUACAGAGGAGAGCACUGUGAAGAAUACGUGUCUGAGCCAGUGGUGGUGGGCAUUGCAAUUGCUUCUGUGGCAGGAUUCCUUCUUGUGGCGUCUGCUGUCAUCUUCUUCUUGGCCAGGACACUUCGAGACCAGUACUCAAAAAGUGACACUGAGUACUCACAGGGGCAGGGUGACAGCCUCUCGUCCAUUGAGAACGCAGUUAAAUACAACCCCAUGUAUGAAAGUGAUACGACUGGCUACAGCCAUUAUUACCGGCGGUACCCUCAGCUAACGUCCUACAGUUCUACCAGUGUAGAGACAUCCACAGACUACAGCAGUGAAGAGAUCAGGCACAUUUAUGAAAACAGUGAGCUUACUAAGGAGGAAAUUCAGGACAGAAUUCGAAUUAUAGAGCUCUACACCAAAGACCGGCAGUUUGCAGAGUUUGUUAGGCAGCACCAAAUGAAGCUGCUUUAAGAAAAAAAGAAAUCAGUAGAAUGCAUGUGGGAGAUAAAGACUACCAUGUUGCCAUAGCAAUGGGCUCAGAUGUAACUGCAAAGUUACUUUAUAGUCUUAACAUUGCAUGGAUGGAUACAGAUGUUUUCUAAAUGAAUGGCUAAAAUGUACAGAUGUCUGUUUAUCUCAAUUACUUCUGGCUUUUCUGUGAAAUUUUUAAGAGGUGAUCAGAAGUGGCAGAGGUUAUGAAAGUCCAUGUUUCUUUAACUCUGAAACAGACAGUGGAAAUCUCUAUACCAAGGCAAAAGAUCUCCUCAAGUCAGAGAAGAUACAUGCACAACCAAAAUAAAAGGCACAUUUAAAAUCCCUGUCUGGCAUCUAUCCCCUCACUGGAGGCUACUGUAGAGAUUUCACAGGUAUAAAGCACUAGUGGAAACAAAUAUUUGGUUUGCAUGCAGAUGCUUUGCAGGGGAGAACUACUGUGCUAGAAAUAGGUUAGCAGUAUUUUAAGGCAUUCCCGUUACAAACACAAACCUAACCUCGCUGGAAAAAUUGUUCUGCAGGACAGCUGCCUGAUGGACAUUUUGUCACCUGGCAUUAGCAAAACUGACCACGGCAGGGUGACUGCGGGCCUCCUGAAGGCUCUCCCCAAAACACUCAGCAUCACCCCUGCCUGUCGCUGCCCCCCUGCAGCGUGUUUGAAGCCAGGAGGGUUGAUUCUCCAGCUGUUCCUGGCAGACACACAAGCAGCGGCACAAAGGGCUUCUACACAAACGUUGAGCGAAGCUGAAGUGACUGACUUUUUUUUGUAUGUAGACAAUUUGUUUGCUAGUUUAUAAGUUAAUACACAUUAUUUAUUUGUUGUGUAUUUCUCUACCAGCUUAUUUACAUAAUGGAUUUGAUUGUUGAAAUAGAAAGAUGAAUAGUUUAAUGAUGAAAUACUACAGUGGCAUUUGGGCCCGUUCUUUUUAAAAACACAUUUAGCGUUUACUCAGUGUUGAAUUCAGCCAACUAAUAUUUGAAUUUUCUUUGCUGAACUGGGCAACAGCCUGCCCUGAGCUCUGUUUCAGACUCAGGCUCUGGUACUUAAGUGCAUGCGUAUUUGGUAGAUGGCAGCACUUUCCUACGGGGAAGGGAAAACAAGAGAUUAUUCUUGGCUUAGUAGAAGUCACUGUAGAAUUCCUUAAACGGAAGUAGUCAGCCUGAAACAUUUUAAAAUAGCUGAAUUGAGGUAGAGACCUCGGAGGUACAGAAACGGAGUUUUAUCUUCAGUUAAUGAAGAAAGUUCUGACUGCAUGCUGAGGCUCUGUUCAGUCAGCCCCUGUCUCUUCUUUGGGGCAUUAGGACAGCUGUCAGGGGUAGGCAGGGCACUCAGCCUCAUGUUACCUUCUGUGAGCAGACAAAGCCAAGUUGUUUGUUAUUUCUACAAAGUCUGUAGUUCUCGGCCCACAUGUGCCAACAGCCACCUGCUACUUUUUAGAGUUAAGCAAGAGUGAGAAUCACUUACUGGGCUGUAGGCAGCCUAGCUCCCCGGGCGCACGUUUCGGUGCAAUGCUUCUAGAUGGGCGGGAGAGCCUCACCGGAUCGCUUGCGUAGCUUCUUCUUGCCUUGGGUGGCAGGAACGGGUAUCAGAGCCACACGCCUGUCCAAGAAAUGCUUACAUUAACCCCUGUAAGCCCAAAUGAUGCAAGACAGCAGGGAAUGACUGACGUGGUGCUGCCAAAUACCGUGGUGACCAGGUGGCAGGAGACAGAGGCACCGUUCUGCCGGGUGGCCCAGGGGCUCCCGGAGCCGCUGGCCCGCUUGCUGGGGCCCAGCCCCAGCUCCCGCCCCCGUGGCAGCACCAGGGCCCUGCGAUCCCGGCGCAGGGUUCCCAGCCCUGGGAGCUGCGGCGGCUGGGGUCCAGCACCUUUUAAAGCUGUUCUGCUAUUUGCUGUGCACACGCCGAGGCGAGUGGUGGUUACGCAGAGAGGGAGGUAUUUCAGUGUCUCUACAGUGAAUUUUUUGUGUGUGUGUGUGUAUACAUACGAACAUCAUGGUAUCUGAUUUUCACUACAAUAAAGAUUUAUUUCCAAAAUAUUUUCUUCUGUAAAAUUAAUGUAGAGACUGUGAGAUUGCUAUGGAGAGAGAAGGUAUCUUUGUCACGCUGAGUUGUGCGUGUAGGAUCAGAAAGUUUGGGUGUUUUUUUAAACAGAGUUGGUUAAACUUCUUUGCUAAAAAAAGUGCCAAAUAUAGUUCGUUAUCACUUACAAGGCUAUAUUCUGAAAAUUCAUGCUAGAGAACACAUAACUGAGUGCUUUGCUUUCACCUGAGCUCUUUGCCCAUUUUGAAGACGUUGCAGCUCUAAACGAAGAGCCAAAACAUGCUGUUACUUAGGUGAUCCUGAAGUCUUAAAAACAAAAGCAAAUGUUCCCCCUCCCCUUCAAACCUCUUCAUCUGAACUGUUUGAUGAUGCAUCUUACAACACCCCAAGAUGGAUUUAAUGAACUUCCUUUCUUUGCUAUCUUCCCAAUCCAAGGUAAAGAACUCUAAAUUGCCAUAAAUAAAACAAAA